UUCUUCAGAGUUUUCGCUCUCAACACCCUUUGAUUAAAAUGGAUAGGAGAGAAAAUAAUGAAAAUCAGAGUCAUCCUCUUCUUACAUCUUCUCCUGAUCAAGAACAUGCAGAAUCUACAAAUCUAGAUAAUGAAGAAAGCAUGUCAAGAAGUCAGGAUCAUGCAGAAGAUGGGGUGUUAGUAAUCUCUCAAGGGAAUGGGGAUGUAGGUUCCCCGAGAAGGUCGACACCAGGUCCUGUUGAACCGAAUUCUUCAAGACCUAACGUAAAUGUCGAAGAUGGAGUGGGUCAAUCGGCUACCGCGAUACCAGAAGGUGAUGUUGCAGUCGGUUUGCCUAGGUGUUUUGUCCAAGGGGAAUCAAGUGCACCAAUACCAAGAAAUGUUGCCGACAUUGAUCCAUCAAGUUUGGUUUUUCACCCCGGUCUUUCUACAAAAUCGGGUAAAAAGACCAGAAAGAAUAAGAAAGUUCAAGGCAUCAGAAUUGGUAUGAAGGAGGGUCAGCCAAGUAACCCAUUUCUAGACCUGAAUCGCUUUCCAUCUUGUUAUGAAUGUAAAAAGGAAUUCUUUUCAUGGAAAGCUGUACAUGGGCACAUGCGGACGCAUCCAGAGCGUGAAUGGCGUGGUACUGUUCCACCACCCAAUGUUGCACGACCAUCAUUUCCAGUAGCAGCAGAUGAAAACAGGGAAUCACCAGCACCGGCAACUAAUCAAGAGGUGGAAGUUGCAACAGGUUUACUGUUGUUAUCGUUCACUAAUAGCCGUGGUGUGCUGGUAUCUUCUGCAAACAAUUCACAAGACCAAGAGCCUCAGAGGUCAAGACAAGUGACUGAGAACUCGGCAUCGAGUUCUAAUGCGCGAUAUGAGUGUUCUGUUUACAAGAAGGUGUUCCUCACUCACCAAGGGCUGGGUGGUCAUCGUGCCAGUCACAAAAAUGUGAAGGGUUGUCAUGCUAUGGACAACACUGCUGCAGAACAUCAUUCUGCAGAAAGAAAUGGCGGUGAGACAUCGGGUACUGGAAAUAUCUUUGGGUGCCACAUCUGUUUGAGGCGUUUCGCGAGUGGGCAAGCACUGGGUGGCCAUAUGAGGCGGCAUCCACAGAGAAGGGAAGAAGCGUCGUCAUCAGCGCAGGACCCAAACGUCGAUCCUACGUCUUUAGCACGCAUUGGCUUGGUAGUGGAUUUAAAUCUUCCCCUUCCUCCUAAUAUCCCCCCUCCUCCUUAUUUGCGUAUAGAGAACGACGAAGGUUCAUCAGCAUCAUCUUCAUCAUCAUCAUCAUCACCAUCACCCGAUACCAGUUUGGACCUGCACUUGUGAGUUUGACGAUUAUUAUAUGUUUAAUUUAAGGGUGUGUAUCUGUAUCUGUGAUACUAUAUAUCUAUCUAUCAUCUUCCAUUCCAUCAAUUUGUAAUAACUUUUGACUGUUUGUUACUGUUGGCGUGUGUAUGUUUUAAUAAAUGGGAGGUAUGCAACAAUGUAAUGAAAUUGUGGGAAACCAUAUUCGCUAUAAUAUAUUGUUAUUUAUUUCUUAUUAUU
Messenger RNA from Papaver somniferum (opium poppy), 1532 nucleotides. RefSeq names its product zinc finger protein ZAT2-like. The transcript has a single exon. The coding region runs from base 39 to 1313 and encodes 424 amino acids. Lineage: Eukaryota; Viridiplantae; Streptophyta; Magnoliopsida; Ranunculales; Papaveraceae. The record is from RefSeq and is a predicted model, not a curated record.